Messenger RNA from Salvelinus namaycush (lake trout), 2901 nucleotides. RefSeq names its product alpha-2-macroglobulin-like. The transcript has 21 exons. The record is from RefSeq and is a predicted model, not a curated record. Gene Ontology annotation, molecular function: endopeptidase inhibitor activity. Bases 31 to 2886 code for a protein of 951 amino acids. Gene Ontology annotation, cellular component: extracellular region. Lineage: Eukaryota; Metazoa; Chordata; Actinopteri; Salmoniformes; Salmonidae.
UCUCUUAUUUCAGUUAACCAAGGGCAGCUGAUGCUCUCGCUGCAGCGGAUGCCUGAGCUGACCCCUUUUGCCCAGGUGGUGGUGUACACCGUGUUGCCUGAUGGGGAGGCAGUAGCAGACAGCCGAGACUUCCCCAUUCACCUCUGCCUAAAAAACAAGGUGUCCCUGAAGUUCUCGUCCCUCCAGGAGUUGCCAUGGGAGAAGACCUCUCUGAGCCUCCAGGCCCACCCAGGGUCUCUGUGUUCUCUCAGGGCCAUCGACCAGAGUGUGCUGCUGCUGCAGCCUGAACAGGAGCUCAGCCUAGACUCUGUCUUCAGUCAGCUGCCUGUUCAGAAGUUGUCUGGAUAUUCAUACAGGGUAGCAGACCCCUACCCAUGCCUUCGAUAUCCUCCAAGAUUUGAAGAGGAGAUGAUGAGGAUGCGCCUUCCACCCGUACCAAAACUGGUCGAUGAGUUGGUUGUACCUGAUUGGGGGAAACGCUCAUUCUGGUUUGGCCCCAGCGACGACAAAAACGAUGUCUACAGCAUCUUUAAAGAAGUUGGAAUCAAGAUCCUGACCAACUCUGAUGUGAAAAAACCUUACGACUGCAAGACUACCUAUGCAAUGAAACAUAAUGUUAUGAUGGAAGCUCGUCCCAUGAACAUGAUGCCAAAUGAGGAGAGUGCACCAACCCCUGGAGCCUCUGGCGGGCCUAAGGAGACCGUCCGCACGUACUUCCCUGAGACCUGGAUCUGGGACCUGGUUCCUGUGGGACAUACAGGAAAGGUGAAUGUUGAGAAGACUGUCCCUGACACCAUCACUAAGUGGGCUGCAGGGGCGUUCUGUACUUCCCCAGUGGGUUUUGGCCUGGCUCCCAACACUGGCCUCACUGCCUUCCAACCCUUCUUUGUGAGCCUGACGCUGCCCUACUCUGUCAUCCGGGGGGAGGUGUUCACACUCAAGGCCACAGUGUUCAACUACCUCUCCAAGUGUAUCAUGGUAAGCCCUCCCAGUGUUGUCUCUUUCUUUACCUCUCCAGUCCCACUUCAUUUGGGUAGACCAGGGCUGAGUCGAACCAGUUCACAGCCAGGCCAUGUGAAGGCUGCCAGUACACACUGUGUCUGUGCUGAAGAGAGCAGGACCUUCAAGUGGACCCUCGCCCCAACUGCUUUAGGGGAGGUGAGCGUGAAAGUGAGCGCCGAGGCGUUGACAACUAAGAAGUUCUGCGGCAACGAGGUGGCCACGGUGCCAGGGAAAGGACGCAUUGACACCGUUGUGCAAACACUGCUGGUGGAGGCCGAGGGAACCCAGGAGACGGUCAGCCACAACGCUCUGCUCUGCCCUGCAGAGGGCCCAGUGGAGAAGGACAUCUCUCUGAAGCUGCCUGAGGUGUUUGUGGAGGGCUCUGCCAAGGCCUCUCUCUCAGUACUGGGUGACCUGAUGGGUCGGGCCAUAAAGAACCUGGACAGCCUGUUGCAGAUGCCCUAUGGCUGUGGAGAGCAGAACAUGGUGCUGUUUGCUCCCAACAUCUACAUCCUCAACUACCUGCAGAGCACCCGGCAGCUCACCAUGGAGAUCCAGACCAGGGCCACGGGCUUCCUAGACAGUGGCUACCAGAGAGAGCUCAACUACAAGCAUGACGAUGGCUCCUACAGUGCCUUUGGGAAGAGCGAUGAGUCUGGAAACACGUGGCUCACCUCCUUUGUGCUGAAGUCCUUUGGAGGGGCCAAGCCCUACAUCUUUGUGGACCCCGCCCACAUUGCCCAGGCCAAGGCCUGGUUGGCCAGUCACCAGCAGACGGAUGGCUGCAUCGCGUCAGUGGGGAAACUCUUCCAUAACGGCAUGAAGGGAGGGGUCGGGGAUCAAGUGUCGCUCACUGCCUACAUCAACGCUGGAGCUGGAUGGCAACACUUCUUGUGGGUGUGUCAGGACCCCAUGGUGGAGAAGAGUCUGACGUGUCUGAAGGCAGCAGUGUCUGACCAGCUGGAGAACACCUACACCAUGGCCCUGCUGUCCUACACCUUCACCCUGGCCCAAAACCAGGACAUGAGGGCCAAGCUCAUCGCCCACCUGGACAAGAUAGCUGCUACCUCAGGUGGCAAUUGUCACUGGGAGAGAGCAGAGGCUUCAGGGACGAAGACUGACUCUCUGGAGGUGGAGAUGACAUCCUAUGUGCUGCUGGCGCUGCUCUCCGGUCCCACCAUGCCAGGCUUUGGGCUGGACUACUCCAUUGGCAUCGUCCGCUGGCUGGCCCAACAGCAGAACCCCUACGGAGGCUUUGCCUCCACACAGGACACAGUAGUAGCACUGCAGGCCCUGGCCAAGUACGGUGCUGCCACCUUCAGUCCAGAGGGCGCCAGUACAGUCAGUGUGAACUCGGCCGGAGGCCUGAAGAUGGAGUUCACUGUGAAUCAGAACAACAGGCUGCUCUAUCAGGAGGAGCAGCUGAGGGAGGUCCGUGGAGACUACAACAUCAAGGCACAGGGCAAGAGCUGCGUGUUUGUGCAGAUCGCCAUGCACUACAAUAUUCCCCCUCCUGACUUCUCUGUUUUCAACAUCUCAACACAGACGCUUGGGAAAUGUGACGGCACCAAGAAAUCUCUGAUAGUGUCUGUGGCUGUCAGGUACAAUGGUCGGCGAGUGGAGACCAACAUGGUGAUCAUCAAUGUCAAGCUUCUCUCCGGCUUCGUCCUGGACAAGUCCUCCCUCGGGCCUUUGAAAAAUGACCCCACUGUCAAACGUGUUGACCUGGAGGAAGGACAUGUCAUCAUCUACCUAGAUGGGCUCAAGCAGAAGGAAACGAAGACGUACAGCCUGGCCAUAGAGGAGGAUGUGCCUGUGAGGAAUCUGAAACCAGCUGUGGUGAAAGUGUGUGACUACUACCAGACAAGUAAGAAUUCCAUCUAACAGUGAAAUGUGUAG